Molecule: messenger RNA, 4465 nt
Organism: Hemibagrus wyckioides
Lineage: Eukaryota; Metazoa; Chordata; Actinopteri; Siluriformes; Bagridae
Gene: ipo4
Product: importin 4
Exons: 30
Coding region: 348-3593 (1081 amino acids)
Biological process (GO): protein import into nucleus
Cellular component (GO): cytoplasm; nucleus
Molecular function (GO): small GTPase binding; nuclear import signal receptor activity
Source: RefSeq, a predicted model, not a curated record
AGCCCGGCUCCACACUUCUUCCCUUCAGCCCGCGUGCUGAUUGAGUUCGGACCCAACUUUGCUAUCUGGGCGUUUUUUCAACUUUCAGCCUCUGUUUUAACUCUCUGUCAGCUCGGGGUGAAGCCGAUAGAAAAGUCGUUCAGUAAACAGGAAGUUACCGUUUUAUACCUGUGGGAAUUUAGCUUUGACUCAAUUUUCUGCGCGGUAAUUCGGCCACAUUUCUCACCCUGUCUCUGUCUCUUAGCCUCCUGUUCAUCUGCUAGACAGACUGCUAACGUGGUGGAGUCGGUGCUUUUCCGAGUCGUGUUCUUAUUAAACACAGUACAUUUAUUUCUCCAGCUAAUAACAUGUCUGAGGAACUAGAGCAGAUUCUGUCUCAGCUGACCCUCCCUGAUAAUGCCGCUAUUCAAAAGGCCACAUCUCAGCUGAAACAGGCUUUCAAAGACCCGGCUAUAAUCCCAGCAUUAUGUGCAGUUAUGACCAGCUCCACAAAUUCACAGAUCCGGCAGUCAGCUGUGGUGAUGUUGAGAAUGAGAGUCAAAAAGCACUGGAAGAAAAUUUCCCCUGAUCACAGAGAGAGUCUGAAGCAAGUGGUCUUGCAGGCUUUCCAGCAAGAAACAGAGCACACAGUUCGCUACUCUCUGUCUCAGCUCAGCGCAGUGAUGGUGAAACACGAAACACCUGACCGCUGGCCUGCGCUGUUCAGACUGCUGACAGAAUCCACCAGCAGCAACAAUCCUCAGGACAGGCAGGUGGGUCUGCUGUUGCUGAGCAAAGUUGUAGAGUCCAACCCUGAGCCCUUCAAGCCCCACUAUAAGCAGCUGCUGCAGUUGUUUAACAGUGUGCUCCAGGACGUAACCAACACCACCGCCUUGUACUAUUGCAUUCUCACCCUCACUGCCAUCACUGCUUACACUGGCACAGAGGAGAUGAACCUGAUGCGAUCGUUAAUCCCGAAACUGUUAAUAGCUCUAAAACACCUCAUUCAGGCUGACCAGGGUCAGGCCAGUGAGGCUAUGGAGGUGUUUGAUGAGUUGAUGGAGAGUGAGGUGUCUAUUGUGGUGCCACACAUUACUGAAAUUGUUCGCUUCUGUUUGGAGGUGAGCGCAGAUGUUUCACUCAACAAUUCUCUGCGUGUCAAGGCCCUGUCCUGUAUUGCCCUCCUCAUUAGACUCAAGAGCAAGGCCGUGUUAAAGCAGAAGCUCUUGGCACCUAUCUUGCAAGUGGUGUUUCCUAUCUUGAGUGCAACACCUCCACCUGGAGAGGAAGACCCAGAGGAUAAGGAGAAUGCUGAAGGUGAUACUGACAGUGAGAGUCCCAAACACUUUGCUGCUCAGGUGAUCGACACCAUGGCUCUUCAUAUGCCACCUGAAAAACUUUUCAACCAAGUGAUGCCCCUGACUCAGGCAUGCCUAGCGAGCGAGAAUGCUUAUGAGAGAAAAGGAGGUCUCAUGUGCCUAGCAGUGCUCGCUGAGGGAUGUGCUGAUCACAUUCGCACUAAGUUGUUGUCGUCCAUGCUGGAGACAGUGUGCCGCAGUCUGUCCGACAGUAACCAGGUGGUGCGCAGCGCAGGCCUGUUUGCUCUGGGUCAGUUCUCCGAGUACCUGCAGCCUGAAGUCAGUAAAUAUCACGCAGAGCUGAUGCCACUGUUACUAGGAUACCUGUCUUCUCUAAAUGAGGCCCGAAUUGGCCAUGUCACCAAGGCUUUCUAUGCCCUGGAGAACUUCAUAGAGAACCUCGAUGAUGAUAUUCAGUCCUACUUGCCCAUGCUUAUGGAGACCAUGCUGUCAGCCCUGAACAACACGGUCAACCUGAAGCUUAAGGAGCUUGCUGUCAGUGCUAUCGGAGCCAUCGCUAAUGCUGCCAAAGAGAUGCUGGUGCCCUAUUUCCCUCCUGUAAUAGAGAGCUUGAAGGGCUUCCUGACAGACAUGCAAGAUGAAAUGAGAUCACUGCAAAACCAGGCCUUAGAUACACUGUCUGUGUUGGCCCGCACCGUGGGUAAGGACGUCUUUGGUCCAUUGGCUGCAGAGUGUGUGCAGCUGGGUCUGAAACUUACUGAUGCUGUGGAUGAUCCAGACCUGCGCCGCUGCACGUAUAGCCUCUUCUCAGCGGUGUCCACAAUCAGUCCAGAAAGUGUUGAUCCUCAUCUUUCUGCAAUCACCACAUUGAUGCUCUUGUCUCUAAAAUCUACCGAGGGUGUUACGACUCAUCUAGAGGAGGACAAGCAGUUUGUUCUCUUGGAUGAAGAUGAUGAAGAUGAAGGUGACGUCAUAUUGGAGGAAGAUGGAGAGAAUGAGGUGGAGGAUGUUGCUGGCUUCAGCGUGGAAAAUGCUUACAUUGAUGAGAAGGAGGAUGCUUGUGAUGCCCUGGGGGAAAUUGCCUUUAACACUGGGGCUGCAUUCCAGCCCUUCCUGGAGUCAAGCUUUGAGCAGGUCUAUGGGCUCUGUGAUUUUCCACAUGAGAAUGUGAGGAGAGCAGCCUUUGGUGCCCUGGGGCAGUUCUGUCGAGCUCAGCAUAAAGUGUGGCAGGAAAACCCAACUGAGGCAAAUCGUCAGGCACUACAUAAACUGCUUGAUGUGGUGAUGCCCUGCUUUCUGGCAGCAGUGAAGCAGGAUCGUGAGAGACAAGUAGUCAUGGGAGUUUUGGAGGCCAUGAACAGCGUCAUCAAAUCAUGCAAAGGGGAGGCUUUGCAGACUCCGCAGAGACUGGCUGAGGUCAGCCAUGCCAUCCGAGACGUGCUGAAGAAGAAGACCGUUUGUCAGGAUGGAGGAGGAGAUGAGGGAGACGAUGAAGAACAGCAGGCCGAGUAUGAUGCCAUGCUGCAGGAGUUUGCUGGGGAGGGAAUUCCUGUACUGGCUGCAGCUGUACCAGCAGACACCUUUUACUCUCACCUCAAUGAUCUGCUGCCCCUGAUUAUGAACAAAGCCAAGUCUUCCUGCACUGUGGCUGACCGCUCCUUCUCUGUGGGCACACUUAGUGAGACACUGCACUCUCUGGUUGGUGUGUCUGGAGGCAGAGCUGUCGCGGGAAAGUUGUCCAAUCGGCUCCUGCCGGUGCUGGUGGGGGGUGUUAAAGACAGUGAUGCAGAGGUGCGCAAUAACAGUGUGUUCGGUUUGGGAGCCCUAGCACAGGCUGCUGGACCAAUCAUCUCCUCUGAUUACCCAAUGAUGCUGUCUCUCUUUUCUAACCUGCUGGUCAAAGAGUCCGACAGGAGAGUGAUCGAUAAUCUGUGUGCUGCGCUUUGCCGGAUGAUCAUGAGCCACACAGAGGGAGUGCCGCUAGAGCAGGUGCUUCCUGCUCUUCUGGAACGUCUCCCUCUGAAGGAAGACCUGGAGGAAAAUAAGACGGUCUACAGCUGCCUGGCUUUCCUCUAUUCCCAUAACCCAGCACUGGUUGUUAGCCAUCUGAAGCAGAUCUUGUCAGCAACAGCACAAGUAAUAGGAACAAAGGAUAUUGAUGCAGACACCCAGAACACUCUGGUGGUGCUGCUCAGGGACAUCAGCCAACGAUACUCCCAGGAAUUCGAGAGUGCUGCGAUGUCCCUUCCAGCUGAGCAAAGAACGAAGAUGACCGCUUCUGUUGCUCAAUCCUAGUCAAAGAAUCCACUCAAUAUUCAAAUAGGAUUUGUUUUGUGGUACAGCUUACAUUAAACCAUCAAGUAGUCACUUCUAUACACUUCAGCACUUCCAUUUACUAAAUUGUUUUGCAGUGUUAUUAUUUAUUUUUUUUCUUGUUUGUAAAAAUGUGAUAUUUCUUUUAGCUCUUAUUGUGGCUUGAUCUGCAUCCAUCAUAGAGGCUUAGUAUUUUUCUGUAAAGGGUCACAUUGCAUAUCAUCACUACUGCAACUUAAGAUGGUUAAAUAAAGAAAAAAAUAUAUUUAUGAAAGCAUUCAAAUGUAUAAUAGAUCUCUUGCUGAGAUCAUCAUUGUCACAAAGCAUGGGAAGUUUAUAUUCCUGCAUUAUCACCGUGUGCACUGGAGCACUUCAGUAAAAGCCACUACUAUAGUUUUCUAUACAAAGAAAAAAUCAGGUGUUUAGUCUUUAAAAUACAUUUAUCCUGAAGUAAUCAUAAUCUUUCAUAUCUUUCCAUGCAGUUAUUAGUGGUCAAGUGUAACCACGUUCUGGGGAAUGUAUAAGGAUUUUACACGUAAACAAGAAUGUAAUAAAAUCCCUGGAAUAUGAGCAUCGUUGUAUUUACCCAGUGGUGCAGUAAGCAGCAUGAUCCAGACAAUAGCAUAGACUGAAUGAAUCUAAAAAGCAGGUGAAAUAACAGUGUAAUGUUGAUGUGUUAUGACGUGACAUUUGAUAUUUGUCUCUGUUCAUUCCAAUGCACUCUGCUCUUCUGACUUUGUGGUGUGAGAUUGUGAAUCCAAAGCCAGGGUCAUUUCAACCGGCUCAUUGUCAUCUGCCAAAUAAAAAAAGUUUACAUCUGGUUAUGAAUAAAACUGCACAACCACACUGAGAAA